AGUUUCUCAACCUCCAUCAUGGACCGCGCGAAUCUCAUCGCGACACUCGACGCAACGAGACAAACUCCCAGACGACCUAUCGUGACCCUCGCAAAUUGCGACAACGCAUGGCUCACUUCUAUCCCUAAACCUUCCGGGGCGACCGGCGAAAAGGGUUUUUACCACAUCCUACAAGACCCUUGGCUCUUUGGCGUCAACGAUGUUCUCAUCAGCUACUUUUUGCGGCUGUCACUCAAGGAAAAGUCGGCACUAGAAACAAUUGAAGCCUGUGAAGAUAUGGUCCGACAGAUUGAGGAGGCCGUGGGAGGCUCAAAGGAGGACGACGAGCACUGGCUCGAUGCGGUGACCGUCACCCAUACCAACCCGGAUCACCUGCACCAACCGACGCUACGAACAUUUGAUCCAUCACUAAAAGUCUUUGCCGUAGAGGAUGCCGCCGCCACGAUCUCUACAAUGAAGCAUUUUGACAAUGUCUACGUUCUUCCGGACUUUGUACGUAACCAAGCGUGGCCUGCUACGCCAGAGAUGCCCGAAUGGUUAUCCAUUUUCCGGCUUGAAGACGAGACCAAGCAGUACCCGAACCUUUACCAUGCCAUCGUCAUCAAAAUUGUAGCUGCGAAUGGAGAAAACGAGGUCAUUUUGUACAGCCCUCACGGAGUUGACCCCGGUAUCGUAGAAGCCGCCAUGGAGAUGGACCCCGAUGCCAAGGUCGUUGCAAUGACGCAUCCGAUUAACGAGGCUGGUGUUGGACUCAAGUCCAAGGGGGUAGCUAAUGCUCUGAGAAUCCAGCGGAAGCAUUCACCAAAGUACUGGAUUCAUUGCCAAGAGGGAAUCCAGUAUACCGGGUUCCUGACCUGGUUCUUCGACUUUGGAGACAAGACUUUGGAAAUAGGCUUGGAGGAAGAGGCCAAGGAAACCAAAGAGGAGCUGCCUAGGCCCAACUAUGUGACUAUCUCGAACGGCGCAGGGUUUGUUCUGGCAUGAAUAGGGCUGUGUGAAUGAUAUGGGCACUAUUGGCGUUUGAAGCUUCACCACGCAACCAACCACGAUGUAUCUGUAUUUCCAAAUAGUCCAAUCGAAGCACAAAUGACUUGCAAACUAGGCGCACAAGAAAAAAAAAAGCAAG
Messenger RNA from Colletotrichum acutatum, 1126 nucleotides. RefSeq lists its product as uncharacterized. The coding region runs from base 19 to 984 and encodes 321 amino acids. The record is from RefSeq and is a predicted model, not a curated record. The transcript has a single exon. NCBI's taxonomy places the organism in Eukaryota, Fungi, Ascomycota, Sordariomycetes, Glomerellales, Glomerellaceae.